GCGAUCUCAGGUUUAUUGGCACCGUCUCUGUCACUACUCGGGUUCGUCUGUCCGUGUCAAUUGCGAGUCGCAUCUCUCUGCUCUUGCGCUUCGUGCCCCUCUCGCCGUUCCCCCCGCGACGAUCCUCUUCCCGGCAGGUUCUGCCUCGACAUCACCCCGCCUUUUUACCACCACCACCACCACCACCACCACCCUCACCCUCACCCUCACCUCGAUCCUUCUCACGCAGUGAUCUUGUCUCUUCCACAAGACACCUCCACAGCCUCUUUGCUUUCCAACCCAACCCGUCGCCAUUCUCACCACCAGUAACCCGACUCCGACAGAAGGAAUCAUGGCCGUCCGCGCACAGUUCGAGAACUCCAACGAAGUGGGUGUCUUUGCCCGCCUCACCAAUUCAUACGCCAUCGUUGCCAUCGGUGCCUCCGAGAACUUCUACAGUGUCUUCGAGGCCGAACUGCAAGAUGUCAUCCCUAUCUGCCACGCCACUAUUGCUGGAACCCGCAUUGUCGGUCGUCUCACAGCUGGUAACCGCAAAGGCCUCCUCGUCCCCACCACCACGACAGACCAAGAACUUCAGCAUCUCCGGAAUACGCUGCCUGACUCGGUCAAGAUCCAACGUAUAGAGGAGCGACUGUCCGCCCUGGGCAAUGUGAUUUGCUGCAAUGACCACGUCGCGCUGAUCCACCCGGAUCUCGAGCGGGAAACUGAAGAGAUCAUCGCCGAUGUCCUCGGCGUCGAAGUCUUCCGUCAAACCGUCGCCGACAACGUUCUGACGGGUUCCUACAUGGCCCUCUCCAACCAAGGUGGUAUCGUCCACCCCAAGACCUCCAUCCGCGACCAGGACGAACUCUCUUCCCUCCUCCAGGUGCCCCUCGUUGCUGGCAGUGUGAACCGCGGUAGCCCCGUUGUCGGAGCCGGUAUGGUUGUGAACGACUGGCUCGCUGUCACGGGUCUGGAUACCACGGCCACAGAGUUGAGUGUCAUGGAGAGUGUGUUCCGCCUGGGUGAGAUGGGUCCCCGUGGUGUUGGUGUCGGUGGUACCAACAAGGAGAGUAUUGUGGAGAGUUUCUACUAGAGAGUUUCUCUUCCCCAUAUCCCUCUCUUUCCCUCUGACCUUUUCUCCACCUUUUCUUUUUCUUUUUCUUUUGUGCUUUCUCUCGAACAUACAUGAAUAUCCUUAUUGUGCUAUGAAUGAAUGGAAUGGUUAGACUUGGGUGUGAAGAUCGAUUUGGAGUUCGAUUCUAUUCGUAUUGUGCCAUGAGUGAAUGAGUGUACCCCAGCUGGUUUAGACGCCUGUCUAUCCAGUAUCUUCAGACAGGUAUGUAUGAUACGGUACAUACGUAGUAGGAAUCCGUACGACACACAAAACCAGCUAGAUGCAUCCCGUGUUACAUG
Aspergillus ibericus CBS 121593 is the source of this 1395-nucleotide messenger RNA. Its product is annotated as translation initiation factor 6. The transcript has 5 exons. The record is from RefSeq and is a predicted model, not a curated record. NCBI's taxonomy places the organism in Eukaryota, Fungi, Ascomycota, Eurotiomycetes, Eurotiales, Aspergillaceae. Gene Ontology annotation, cellular component: cytosol; preribosome, large subunit precursor; nucleolus. Gene Ontology annotation, molecular function: ribosomal large subunit binding. The coding region runs from base 332 to 1075 and encodes 247 amino acids. Gene Ontology annotation, biological process: maturation of LSU-rRNA; assembly of large subunit precursor of preribosome; cytosolic ribosome assembly.